Molecule: messenger RNA, 954 nt
Organism: Diuraphis noxia (Russian wheat aphid)
Lineage: Eukaryota; Metazoa; Arthropoda; Insecta; Hemiptera; Aphididae
Molecular function (GO): DNA binding
Source: RefSeq, a predicted model, not a curated record
AUGAAGCGUUUUUUGACACCGAUGUUUGAUGUUUCGAAAAACUCUUUAUCCACCAAAAAAAAUAAAAAAUCAACUAUAAUCUAUGAACCUAUUGAAGAGACUAUUGAUGAACCUAGUGCUAUAAUGUCUAGUUUGAUUGAUGUUGAAGAAAAUAAUGUGUCAGCUGCAUCAUCCGUUACUGUAAAAUUAUCAAAGCAUUACUUGUUUGAUGGUAAUUAUUAUAAAAUUACUUCAUGUGUGGACGAUAAAUUAUUAGCUGAAUGCCAAUUGUGUAAAAAACCAAUAAACGGUCAAAUAAAUUCUACUGGCAAUUUUCUAAGUCAUAUUAAGAAGAAGCAUUCAUCAAUAUUAUCCAAAUUGAAAAUAAGUAAAGAUGAAAAGAAGAAAAUUAAUAAUGCUAGUUCAUGCUUUAAAGAUAUACAGCCAUCAUAUUCUGGAAGCCAACAACAAAAAAUACCACAGUACACACAACAAAGGCAAAUAUCAAAACAAACAAUCAACAACUUGGUCUUUGAUUAUGUAGUCCAAGAAAUGAGACCAUUAGUAACUUGUCAAAAACCAGCAUUUAGAAGAUUGAUAAUGGGCCUUACUGGAAUAACAGAUACAGCGUUACUCCCUGAUACAAAAGAUUUGAGUAAAUUGUUAAAAUUAAGUUAUACUUCUUAUGUUACUAUGUUAACUGAUUUAAUAUCAAAAGUAUCAUUUAUUUGUACAACAGCAGACAUAUGGUCUAGUAACAAUAAAAGUUAUUUAGGUAUGACUUGCUACUUUCUCGACGAAAAUACUUAUAGCAGAUACUCGUAUGUUCUUGGUUGUAGGCGCAUAAAGGGCAGUCAUACUUACAUGAAUAUAGCACAGGUUAUGAAUGAAGUCACCAAAUCGUUUAAAAUUAACAAUUCCAAAAUAUCGCAUACUGUGACCGAUAAUGCUUUAAAUUUCGGAAAAGCGUUCUGA